Molecule: messenger RNA, 1830 nt
Organism: Engraulis encrasicolus (European anchovy)
Lineage: Eukaryota; Metazoa; Chordata; Actinopteri; Clupeiformes; Engraulidae
Gene: chrna11
Product: cholinergic receptor, nicotinic, alpha 11
Exons: 11
Coding region: 10-1830 (606 amino acids)
Biological process (GO): nervous system process; monoatomic ion transmembrane transport; regulation of membrane potential
Cellular component (GO): neuron projection; postsynaptic membrane; synapse
Molecular function (GO): acetylcholine binding; acetylcholine receptor activity; acetylcholine-gated monoatomic cation-selective channel activity
Source: RefSeq, a predicted model, not a curated record
GCCCUGGGAAUGUGGCGCUCGCUGGCUCUGCUUCUCUGUGGAUUCUCAGCGCUGGUGCAGGUCUCAGUGCAGGGCCCCUACCAGAGGACUCUGCUGAAGAACCUGCUAAAGGACUACAACCGUAUGGAGCGGCCGGUGGCCAACGACUCGCUGCCACUGACCGUGUUCAUGUCCAUGAGCCUGGUGCAGAUCAUGGAUGUGGACGAGAAGAACCAGGUUCUGACUACCAACAUCUGGCUGAAUAUGAAAUGGUUUGAUCACUACCUCCAGUGGAACCAGACGGAGUAUCCAGGUGUGAAGAACCUGCGCUUCACCACCGACCAGGUGUGGACACCUGACAUCCUCCUCUACAACAGUGCUGAUGAUAAAUUCGACUCCACCUUCAAGACCAACGUGCUCUGCAACGCCAGCGGCUACUGUGAAUACCUUCCCCCAGGGAUCUUCAUGAGUACCUGUAAUGUGGACGUGCGCUGGUUCCCCUUUGACAUCCAGAAGUGUGAGUUGAAGUUCGGCUCGUGGACGUUUGACGGCUGGCUGCUGGACCUGCAGAUGACGGAGGCAGAUCUGUCUGGAUAUAUGCCCAACGGGGAGUGGGACCUUGUGGGCGUGCCGGGCACGCGGAGCGAGGUGUUCUACGACUGCUGCAAGGAGCCGUAUCCGGACGUGACGUUUGUGGUGACGAUACGGCGGCGGACGCUCUACUACGCCCUGAACCUGCUCAUCCCCUGCAUGCUGCUCUCCUCCAUGACCCUGCUCACCUUCCUGCUGCCCGCCGACUCCGGGGAGAAGAUCUCGCUCGGUAUCACGGUCCUUCUCUCCUUGACGGUGUUCAUGCUGCUGGUGGCAGAGAUCAUGCCAGCGACGUCAGACUCCAUCCCAUUAAUAGGGCAGUACUUUGCCAGUAUAAUGAUCAUUGUUGGGAUGUCAGUCAUCGCCACGGUGGUAGUGCUGCAGUAUCACCACCACGACCCCAGCGGAGGGAACAUGCCCAAGUGGAUGCAGCUGGUGCUGCUACAGUGGGUGGCGUGGUUCCUGCGCAUGAAGCGUCCCGGCGAGGGUGAGGAUGCCGAGCGCCCCCCCUGCGCCCCCCACCUGCGCCGCUGCUCCUCGGGCUCGCAGAGCGGCUCUCUGCCCAACGCCGUGCCCAGCUCCUCGGCCACCACCGACCUGCACCACCACCACCCGCACAACCACAACCACCACCACCACCACUCUCCCCACCCGCUGCUGCCCUUGCACCCCCAGAACCUGCUGGUCGGGGCCCCUCCGCACCUCCACGCCCAGAGCAGCACCAACAACAACGCCGGCCUCCUCUACAUCGGCUUCCCCAGCCUGGACGACCCGGCCUCCUCCCCGCCGCUGGACCCCCUGGCCCGGGGCGGGUUGCCCACGACGGGGCCCCGGAGCGUGGUGGCGCCCGGCGGCGGCAACAACACGGCCACCAGCCCGCCGCCGCACCUGCCCUCGCAGUUCUGCAGCCCGCCUCCUCCGGCGCCCAGCCUGGAGACGCCCGGGUGCGCCAGCAGCGCGUCCAGCAGCGGGGUGGGUGGCGGCGGAGGGGCGGGGGGAGGAGGGUGCUCCUGCUCGGGGGCCAGCGGGGCCGGCGGCGACCCCCAGCUGCAGGCCAUCCUGGAGGAGGUGCGCUACCUGGCCGACCACUACCGCAACCAGGAGGAGACGGAGAGCAUGGCCGACCAGUGGAAGUUUGCGGCGGCCGUCAUCGACCGGCUCUGCCUGGUGGCCUUCAGCGUCUUCAACAUCAUCUGCACCAUCUCCAUCCUCAUGUCGGCGCCCAACUUUGUGGAGGCCGUGUCCAAGGACUUCAUCUGA